CAGUUGAUAGCUGAAGCCUGGAGAGAGAAACAUUACACAAACAACGAUGAGAAGUCUUGCCUUUUCUCAUCUGGCAAUAUGCUUGUGGUCAGUAGCUCUUCUACCGAGUGUCUUUUGUGCUCCCAACCAGUUGUUGAACACUGAAUUCACAGGUUUGUUUUGGUUUUAAUUCCUUCUUUAAAUUAUCAUUCCUGUGCCGAAUUAAACUUUUAAUCGAGAGAACAAAUUCAAGAAAAAGUUUUAAGCGGUGAAGCCGUUUUUCAAACAAAUUAACACAUGAAAUUGUUACCAAUUGAAAAGAUAGGUAGUUUUUUUUACGAAAAAAAAUGCAUGCAAAGUGUUCUCAGUAGAGCCUUCUUUAAUACGAUUAAUAACUGGCAAAAAUAAGCAGAUCUCGCUGGAAAAAUUUAUCGGCACGCAAAUAACAUAGAUACUUCAAUUUAUUUGAUAGGGAAAUUGCAGUUCAUUUAGACGGUUUUAACGGCAAUUUUAGGGUAUUUUUUUGGUGAACUCAGUGCGGAAGUCUAAAACCUUAUAUAGCUAACCAAAGAACGAUGAUACGGCAUCGUAGGUUAAUCCUUCCGUAUCGCUUUCUAUUUAUUCCGUUAAUUUCGCAGCUUAGUCAAGAGACAUUUUUGGAAAACAUUGGUCAUCGUUUAAUAAAGCGUCUUUAUUUGCCGUUUCCUCUCGUUUUUCACCCAGUAAGAGCAUUCAACAAGUGCGUCUUAAUUGACGUGUUGCAUCGAGUUUAAGCAAGAGAGUCAUAUGGCUCGCAGACGUUCGCUUAAGAGAAACGUAAAUGAUCAUGUCUUUAAUUUAGUAAUCACCAUCUUUAUCAAGAGUGAUGAAACAAUUUUCCAACCUGAUAGUUUUCUCUGAAACCACGCGGUUUUUACAUUGUUACCUUCACCAAAAUCUUGAUUUUUACCAUUGAAUUCCUUAACUUCCUGAUUCUUCUCGUUCUACCGAUGUUGGAGAAAAAAACGAUCUUCAUCUUCCUCAUUUCGUUCUUUACCGUUAUCCAUACUUAUUUAAUUAAGUUCUGAUCGGCUGUUACCAAUGACAAAGGCAAAACGUUUGCGGCGACUGAGUGGACAUGAGGAAAAGAUAAAUCUGAUCUUGCGCUAGAACAGAUAAAUUUCCAUCGCAAAAUAAGUAGGUUAUUCUCGUUACUGAUGUUUUUGGUGUGAUUAAAAAGCGAUUAGGGAUAUUAUUCGAAAAAUUCCUUGCUGAUCCCAGCAAGGUAAGCAUUUCUAGCAUUUGAAAGUAAUUUUUAUUUUUUUCCUCCUGAUAUAAGGUAUAUUUUUCACGCAUCCUUCAUUAAGGAACAAAAGAUUGCAUCUCCUGAAACUCCAUCAAUUUUCGGAGUGUUGAUUUCAAAGUCCUAUUGAUAUUGCACAAGGAUUCCGACUGCUACCGACGGCUAAACGAUAAUUAAUGUAUUGCUAUAUAUUUUAUCUGAUAAAGAUAGAUGUUACUUUUCGGAUUAAGACAAAAAUAUCUUUGAAUGUAAGCGUGCGAAAUAACUGUUGUUCUGUUAACUUAAUACGCAAUGCACAAUUCGAAAAUCUUUCAUAGAAGUGCUGUUCUUUCCGACUUAUCAAAUCGGCUGUGCAUGGACGUUUUCACUGUACUUACAGUUCAACAAGUAGUAUAAUCCAGUUUCACUGACCAGGAACACCUUAGCCUAGCACAAAAAAUAUUUAUUUGAAGUAAAGAGGGCAAAUAAAAAAGCGAAAGCCGACAAUGCACGUAAUUCUUGCUUUAGAGGUUUGCCGCGAACUCCAUGGCAGACUCGAAAACCUUUGAUUAAGUGUUACUCGGACUUUUUACUGUAUUUCUGCCAAAUCGAUCAGUUAAGGCUUAAGUUUUGUAAGGUUCAAAAGUAAGUUUUAUUUUCGUCCCACAAGACAAUAAGAAAUGCCAAAAGUAAACUGCUGUUUAUAUUACUAACUUACUUGGGUCUCGUUGCAGCCUAAUGAUGCUAGUUUGUACUUUGGACUUCGAGAGAUCGAGAUAGGCUAGGUUCCUUUUUUAAAAUGUAGGAGAAAAUUUCCCAGAACCCUAUCAGUUGCUUCUCGUAGUUGGAGACUAGGAAAACGUGAUCCACUAAUUCAUAAAAUUUUUGACGAAUUUCCCUUGGAUAUUGCUUUAGGAAACUGCAACUUUGAUUCCGAGUCAUUCUGCAAAUGGCUCCAAGUGAAAGGCGAUACCUUCAACUGGCGGCUGCAAAGAGGCUCUACUCCAAGCGGGGGAACUGGGCCAAGAAGAGAUCAUACUGGAAAUAAUGGUAAACGUAGUCUUUAUACCUAUCAAAUCAGGCAAACGAUUAAUAAAUACGAAGUACUGCAAAUGGUGAAAAACCCAAUGUAUCGAAUUUUCGACUGGGGCUUUUGAAGCUAUCACAAACCUUUCAUUUCGUCAUCCAGUUCUUGAUCAGAAAGUCAAAAGAUGGGUGGUUGACCAGUGACCAGGUGGUUGAAAUUUUCUUUGUAUUUAGUAAAGAAGGUGGUUAAAAUGUUGUCUGAAAAAAAGCUGGAAAAUGAGUUUAUUUCCUUUGAUUCUACGUUUGAUAAUUUUCCCUUUUGUAAACUGGUACUCCUCAUUUUCUCAGGCUUCAAGAAUUUGUUAAUGUUCCUAUCCUCGAAAAAAUCUGAGUGUUCCCGAAGUGAUAGGAAUGAACAAUGGUCUGAGAACUUAACGGCCUUUGAGCCAGUGAAUAUGUGAUUUCCCAGGGUAAAAAGCAAAAUAAAGGAACCUGAGUUGGUGUUUGAGUCUCCGUCCUUUUUUCCAUAUCAUGACAGGUCACUACGCGUACAUCGAAGCCUCGUCUCCCCGAAGCAAAGGGGAUAAGGCACGUCUCAUCAACGGUCCUUUCAGUGACGUACUCUGUCUUCACUUCUCGUACAGCAUGGUGGGAAGUUCAAUAGGAGAAUUGAACAUUUACCAUGUUCUCCAUGGUAUGGAACUGGCAGUGUGGUCUAAGGCCGGACCGCAGGCUUAUAAAGACUGGCACUCUGACAACGCAACUUUUUAUGGAAAAAACUACUAUGUGAGUCUUUUGAAUGUCAACCUUUGCUCAGGUUUUCUUUGAGAGAGUUUUGCAAUGACAAAGUAUAGAAAAGGAAAAGAAAUUGUUUUAGUUUUUUGAGUGUAAAAACUGUAGCACUGGACAAAAAACAUUACAUGUUAAAUCUACAUCUCAAAUCAAGUUAUCCCACGUUUCCAAUUUAUAAAAACAUUACGUGGCUGACGGGUUAAAAGAAUUGUUAUUUACACUCCUAUGAGAACUACUUACGCCAUAUUGCACGCUAUCAUCAGUUUCUCACAUCUCAGAAGACGUUAGCGUCUGCUUAUUAUUUACAUCGGAAUUGGACGUGACAAUUAGCGCAGACUCACAUAAAGUGGUCGGCCUUUUAUUUUCGAUUUUUCCUCUACCUUUGUGAGCUCAUGCUAUAAAUAUUCCUGAAACAAAAUUUAAUGCCACGUUUUGAUCAGGAAUAGUUAAAUUCAUGAAAGAGCUCUCCACAAGUUUUUAAUUCAUUAUUUUAGUUUCCAUCGCUGAUUCAGACACUCCUCACAAGAGAAGAGUGGGUAAAUAGAGAAGAAUUAGAAAACUAGGAAAAAAUUGCAAUUAAUUAACCCUCCUGCUGAAUAUUUUCAGGUGAUAAUUGAAGGUGUCGUUGGAAAGAGUUACACCGGCGAUAUUGGUAUUGAUGACAUUUACUUUACAAAGGGUUCUUGUCGCGGUGAAAAGUUAGCAUUUGUAGACAACUCGACUAAUUCAGGAGGUAAAGUAUUGUGACACUGUCUAUAAGAAGUCUUUGGGCCACAUAAAAUCCAGUAACCGAUUGGUAACUCUUCCACCAAAGUGGUGAACAUCUUCGCUUUUCAAGGUUGUUAAGGCAAUUUCUAGUAGGCUCCUAAAUUUGCACAUUGUUACCGCUGUUUGUUUCUACUGUUUGUUGAAUAAUAUUCCUAAACUGGGAAACGGGAAAGUUUAGCGACUCAAUUUCCCGACUUGCAUCCAUCUACAGUUAUAGCUUUGCUGUUGCGUUUCGAAGUUAUUAACGUUUCUUUAAAGACGCCGAACAUUUAGGGAAGAGACUUACUGCAAACAGGCAAACAAACAAACAGACAACUAGACCAACAGGAAAAAGAAAGGAAUUCGUUAAUAAAUAAUUACUGAGGUUCGCAGCAUUAUACCCAAUAAUGCUGCGAACCUCAGUAAUUAACUAUUAUAAUUAUUGACCCUCAUAAAAUCCUAUUGUUCUCUCUCUGCAUUACAUCGACGAUUUCAGUCGCCCCUUCAUAUUGAUGUUUUGGUACACCAACAAUGCAACUGAAAUCGCCGAUAUAAUGCUGAGAGAGAACAAUAGGAUUUUAUGAGGGUCAGUAAUUAUUUAAAACUCCUGCUCACCCGCCUACGUUCUUCCUAUGUGUCGACUGAGCACAUUUUUUGUCCUCUGGUCACAGAUAAAAUUAAUAAUGCGUUUUGUUUUUAGAUCGCCAGAAAUCGAUUAUAACAUUUUUGCUGAACAGAUAUAAAUACAUUUAAAACAGAGCGUGUAAUUCAAAUUGAUAAUAUAUCUUUUAUUAACAACUUUUUCUGCCUCAAGGAAAAUGCUCCUUUGACAUGGGAUUGUGUGAUUGGGCAAACGACUUGACUAACAGUAAUGUUAGCCCGUGGAUGCUGAGUACUAACCGAAGAGGGGGAGAAAAGAAAUCAGAUCAUGGAAAGAAUCUAGGUAUGCUGCAAAGACAUGGAACAAUUUGUAACUAAGUCAGUCACCUCGAAAGAGAUCUCAGUCGUUUCACCGCUUGAAAUGAGAACUACGCAUGAUGAUGUAAAGACUGUGUCAAUUAAACUGAGAAAGAUUGCCUUGUAUAUCCCUUAAAUAAUAACGGUUACGCUCGAUUUCAAUUCUUUUUCAAUUCCUUUUUGCCUUUUCAAGCCGUUUCACUCUGACUCAUAGAUUUAAUGCAUGCCUGAAGGAGACUUUUCGUUAUUAGUUGUCUGCUUUGCCUUAGCCCGAAAACGACGGUGAACAUGAAAGCCAUCACUCUGUUCAACUUUUAGUUCAUGUGGCACAUAUUCUUUUAUGAUAUUCUUUACCAUUAAACCUCUUUUUUUUUCUCAAAUUUUUGAGCAGGUGGCAGAUAUGCUUACGCAAUGAAAUCGGGAAGAAAACCGUCUAAAUAUCGAAUGGUGUCUUCAAAACUAUGCGGUACAAAGUGCGUUGAGCUUUUUUACUUCACCAAUAAAUUCGAUAAAAGCGAACUCAGAUUGUCUGCCAGAAAAGACGAAGGAGAGGAUCGUGUGUGGUUCGAGUCUGGGCUUGGAAAGAAAACGGACGACUGGACAAGGGCUGUGGUUGAAAUAAAAGCAGAAGAAGAAACAUGUUUUAAGGUAAUAAUUCAUUCAUUCUGGAUGAUACGACACGUCUUCCGUCUUUCUGUUUUCCCUCAAACACGCAUAAAAAAAUCCAUAAAGCAGAAAUGAGGCGUAGAUAAAAUUGAACCUGUGUGCUAAUAAUAAUAAGAAAUGUUUAUUAAUAAAAAUGCUAUACUUGUACAUUUUACACAGCUUGUGUUCGAAGCUCGUCUCCACGAAACAGCAUCAUCAGUGGGCUUAGAUGACCUCUUCAUAGCAAAUGGAACGUGUUGUGCGUUGAUCAGCACUCCCGAGGAUACCGCGAAAGGUAAUUCUCGCAACAGAGCAAAAACAGCGCUGGGAUGACUUUGACUGGUCCGUGAAACUAGGACCACCCUGUAAAGCAAUCAGUUUUAAAAAGGGAAGAAAUUGUCACUCAGUCAAUGCUCCCGUUUUCCGCACAGAUUACUAGGCAGAUAACUUGGUUUUGCUUGGGGUUCUCCAAUGUCGUGAUGGGGCGAAAAUUACGAUGUUUAGACUCAAUCAAAGUUCACUCUAGCUCUAUCUUGACUAUUAUGGCCCCUGAACCUGAUAUAUUCUUCGCCUAUGUAGAAACUCAACUCGAAAUGCACACGCCCUUCUUAUAAAAAGGAAUUGGCUCUUUAAAUGAAAAAUUAUAUUAGUUAUUAAUCAGUCUUCUUCCGCACUUCAGCAAACUGUGAUUUUGACGAAGGCACCUUUUGCAACUGGAGGCAAUCCAUGAAAUCAUCUUUCUCUUGGAGCAUUGGAAGUGGCGAGACUAACAGUGGAAAGACAAGUGGUGGACUAACAGGGCCUAAAGCUGAUGCUUCAGGCAAUGGUAAGCAGCUGAAAAUAACUAGAACACAACUAUCUGUUCCCCGAUGAUCGCAAGUAUCUCAACCUUAAUUUUUAGGAAUAUUUAAUACUCCAAAGAGUGAUAUAGAGAAACAACGAUGGUCGUAAUUUUCGAUUUCCUAAAUUCUCAUGUAGACUUUGUCCUUACCGACAGAAGAAGUCUUUCAGGUCAACGGCCAAAAUCGGCCAGUGGCAAAUCUUUCGAUAUCGUAUUUUUCACGUGUGUUGUUACGGCUUUUCUCAGGGCCGGAAAUCCUUGUAUAACACCGUAGUUUGUUCUUCUUGAAAAUUAUCAAGUAUUCUUUGAAGUAGUUUGCACGCUCCUUUGAUUUUGUUUCUGUCGUUCUAAAGGCCAUGUCUAAUAACCACUUUACCUCUGACAUUCCAAGGGAAAUACGCUUUUAUUGAAGCUUCUGAGCCUCAGAUGAACGGUGAUAAAGCUAUUCUGAUUAGUAACAUGAUGGAAGGCCAACAAUGUAUGCGUUUCAAGUACCACAUGCACGGGGAAGAUGUCGGGUCCUUAUCGAUUUACAGGCGAGGAUUCCUUAUAUGGAAGAAAACUGGUAACCAUGGAAACGAAUGGCUAAAUGGCCAGGUUGACCUUGAUUGUAAAAUACCGAAAUACCAGGUAAGUCUUGAGAUGAAAAAGUAUUUAUGUCGUCUUCCCAAAUGUUUGAAAUUUAGCCAAAUCUUAAAUGACCAAAGGAAAAAAAAAAUGAGAAGAGAAGGUGAGACAUUCGGACGGUUCACUUAAAACACUAGACUCGAUCAAAAUUGUUUUCAGUUUUAAACGUUUUUACCGACGGUUUGUUUUCGCUCAAGAAAUAACAUUUCCCCUCUUUCAUCGACAAAGUCAAUCUGUGCGCUUUCACCGGGCAAACAUUUUUCUGUAGCUCAAACCAUUUUUUCCUGUUCACGCAGGUAGAAAUAGAGGCGACUGUUGUUGGAUGGCGAGGUGAUAUUGCAAUUGAUGAGCUCCAGUUUAUCCCGGGAGGCUGUCCCCUACAGGCCCUAACUACCACUGCAGCGCCGCGUGAUACUACACCAACUACACCAGAAUCAUUACCUGUACCACCACCUUUCAGUAAGAACCAGUUACAUAUAAAUAAGAAUAAUUUUGAAUCGAGUGUCGGGAGUAAUCUGGCACCACUUUAGUCUUGCGUCAAUGCGCUCAGUACAUAAGUAUUUGGUAAAGAAAACCACGCACCAUCUUUUCAACCAAUCAUAAACAAUAGAGGGCUGCGUCGGUGGGAGAGUAUAAGAGGGUACCGACGAAGGGCUUACGCACGAAGCGUCAGCUUUAAAACUCUUUACUAAGGCCAGUUUACGUUAUCGAUCGACUCAGUUAAUAAAACUAAAUUACCCAAUCAUAAAUAAUUUCAGUGAAAAUUUGCUUUUUCUCCUUAGCAUCUUUUUUCAUUGGCGUUGUAAGAUACUGUACCUCGUUUCAAUGGUCUAAUGUUGUCUUUACACGUUUACCACAGGUACUUGUACAUUUGAUAACAAUUUCUGUGAAUGGACGAAUGUGUUUGACGAUGACGGAGAAUGGCAUCUUGCUAAUAAUGACACCCCUUCAGAAGGAACAGGGCCUAAAUACGAUAGCGAUGGAAAUGGUAAAAAAUUGCUCGUUCCUCAUUUACAUAUAAAAAAAAAAUAAAUUGCAUUUUACCUGUGGAUAAAAAGUCAAGAGUUGAUUCUCACAACUGAACUGCAAUGGAAGCAAUUGCAUUCUCUCAGACAAAUUUCUUCCUGACCAUUGGGGAAACAACUGCAAAUAGAAGCCUUCUUCCUUUGGGUUUUGUACCAGUGACUGAAUUUUUAAUCAUGAAUAAAGCACUGUUAUAUUAUUGUUUUCUAAAAUAAAAAACUUUGCCCUGAACUUAAAUUGCAAUAAAAAAAUUUUAAAAAUUAGGAUCCAUGUAAAAAUUGCAGGAAACUAUAACAAUCAUCUUAACUAUUUCAAUCUCUGAGGCGUCCAAAAUGGAAGUUCUCCUUACAAUAUUAAUACAUUUUUGAGCAGAAAGGUGGGUUGAAGAUUGGACUACAUCUAAAGGGGUAUUUCUCAAACUUUUGGUUUUCAGAGCUCAAAUUAUAUAAAGUGCAUGGCAGACCUUUCGGAGAAUUGAUAAGUAGAUCUGAGAGUGAAAGUAUCUUAACCCUUUCGUUCCAAAGAUCUCAUCAGUAAUUCUCUCUCUACUGUCUGCCAUACAAUUUUUAUGACUUUAGUUCGGAGAAUUUAGUAAUGGAUCAACUAAUUAUGCCCUAAAUUAUAUUUUCUUUAUCCUCAUCACUUGUGUACUUGAUAUUGUGAGGAGAAAUUUUUUUCUUGGUCAUUCAUAGGAGUUAAAGGGUUAAGUGACUGAUUCAAAAGUAAAGAGGUUCAGUUAAUUUUUAUAUCUCUCUUACUUAGAAUAUUACAUCCACAUGGAAGCCUCGAAUCUGCUUAAAGGGCAAAGGAUCCGUCUGGAGAGUCAAGAAUUUUUUUCUCCAAUGUGCUUGAAAUUCCACUACCAUAUGUACGGCAAAGACAUUAAUGAGCUGCGACUGGAGCAUCGAAAUCUUAAAGAUAAUUCAACUAAAGUCAUCUGGUCCAUAACAGGACAACAGGAAAACUUUUGGCACCUUGCUUCACAAAAUUUCAGCGGGGAACAUUACACGGUAAUUUAACAGAGGAUGCUUUAUUACUCGAAUCUAACGUAAAAACCAAAUUAUUGUGGAGCACCUUGAGGGCUGAAGGCAAAAGAUAGCCUUGCAACCAAGGUAACGUUUUCUUUUUUGUCUGUUUUGUUAAAACUGCGAAUCCAGAUAGCAUUUACUGGUUCAAAACAAUCCAUGCGAACCGUGACAGACGUUCAUCGUUCAUUUCAUACCGGCACGAGAAAACAAAUAAUCGGAAUUGGAAAAAGAAAACAGAAAAAACUACUAAAACAACAAACAAAUGAAGCCAAGGAAUAUGUGCGCUUCUCUCCAGAUUAUAAACGUAUGGAAAACAUAUUUUUAAAGACUAAAACGUCGACCUAAAUACGAACGGUGAUGCGGGGAGAUCUGAUAAAGUUGCGCAAUCCUUAUAGCAAAGCCUAUUUAAAUGGCUGCAACUCUUUUUAUUUAGGUGUCUUUUGUUGGUAUUCGGGGUGAUUCAUAUCUUGGCGACAUUUCAAUUGAUGAGAUUAGUGUUGGCGAGCUUGAGGAAUGCCAUUCGGUAAUCGACCCUAGUGGGGAUCAUCCAAGAAUGAACCCAAGAGAAGGUGAGUACAUACUGGAACUGUAUGCUGUUUCAUGAUUUGUCAUGGAAGAUAAUUCAUUUGAACUGACCUUAGUGGAAAGUCUUGCAAGUUUUUCGUGCUUUAAGUCUGUUACUGACUAUAAUGUUAUCAUUAAUUGAUUACUACAAUUUGAUAAUUUUUGUUUUCUCUUAACCUAAGGAAAUUGUGACUUCGAGGGUGGUUUCUGCAAAUGGAUGAACAUGAAGGAAGACACAUUUGAUUGGACGAGCCAGACGGGUAGAACUCCAUCUUCUCGGACCGGCCCAUCUCGAGAUCAUACAUCAGGUAAAGUAAACUAUAAGAUUACCUUUCUAUUUAUGACUAAGAUGAGUAAUAAUUCUAUUUCUUUGUUUAUCCUUUCCCGUUAUCUUUACCGUCACCAUCAACUCGUCGCCCUCGUCUUUACCGCCAGACACUAUAAUUACCUCUUCUCUUCAACAUCAGACUCGUUCUUGAAUGAAGGAAGACCUUCACGGGCCUUAUUUUCUUUGAGUCAUUGGCUAUUUCUUCUCUUUGCCAUGUCCUUCUCGGUUCUAAAUUUUCGAAACUGAAACGUCUCUCUAGCGCCACAGCCUUUAUUCUACAUCUAGGUUAGCCUUAGGAACGUUUCUGAACCAUCUUGACCUGUUUGAACCCUCUGUGAAAGUCUCUAUGAUGGAUUUUACAGCGGAGUAUUUCCAUUUCAUUUUGAGGCAAAAGACAUUCUCCAAAGGAAAAUUUGACUGUUAAGAGCGUAGAGAUUUCGGCUUAAGGUAGCUCUAAAUUCUAAAGAAAAAUUAUGCAACCAGAGAACAUCUUUUUACACCAAAGUCUGGAUUAUGAUACUGGUUGCUCAAUUUCGUUUUCCAUGGAAAACAGUAACUCGCGAGCCAGAUACUUGCAAUCUUCUUCCACACUUAAGUCUGAAAUACUAUAAUUUGUAGGCAGAGGUGGAAAAGGAAAGUACAUCUAUAUUGAGACAUCCAGUCCCAGGAAGGCGAAAGAUAAAGCCAUGCUUCUUCUCAAACUUGAGGGUCGAUCUUUCUGUAUGCGUUUCUGGUACCACAUGUAUGGUGCAACUAUUGGUUCGCUGGAAGUUAUGCGGAUUGUCAAGCAAGAAAAGGACGAUCAAAAGCCAAGUGCAAAGGAUUUUAACGAGAAAGAGCACAGAGAGUGGAUCGCCAAUCAAAAGAAUACUUUGUCUAGAGAUAAGUGGAUGCAAGCGGAAGUUGACCUCGUUGUGCGACGAUCCGUGCGCAAGGGAACAACCGUUAAUUGGGUAAGUUGCGUUCAUGGUGAGCUAAGUGAGAAUCAAAAUGCGCUUCUUCCAUGAGUUAACUUAAUUUGUGAGUUCUGCUUUGAGGAACUAAAAUUUUUUUUCACCUGGUGGAAGGGGGGAAGGUGAGGGGGGGGGGCGCAAGAUCGGGGGAAUCUGGUAGUCUUAAGGUUUCAUUUUCCUGAUUCCCCCCCUCCCCCUUCCAUAAAUGAUGGUAAUAGAACCGAAUGGAGUCCAAUUUGGUCUGAAAUCGUACGAGUGAUCAACAAAAUCGGACGACCGCGAAGGGGGGGGGGCGCAAGAUCGGGGGAAUCUGGUAGUGUUACGUUGAAAUUUACCUGAUUUCCCACCCCCCCUUUCCAUAAAUAAUGGUAAAAGAACCGAGUGGAGUCCAAUUUGGUCUGUAAUCAUACGAUCCGAUUUGUUUAUCACGAGUAUAAUUACCGACAGAAUUGGACGACAAGAAAUCCAGUUUACAAUUAAUCAUAACCAUUUCAAUUUCCGAAUAACCAUAUACACCUAUAACAAAUAUCUCCAGUGUAGACAAUGUCUUUAGCUAAAUAUUCCUGCAUUUUUGAAAUUUCCUUGUUUUUCUUUGGAUAAGUGGUUGUUGCCAUGGUUAUUGUGAUCAAUUCUGUGAUUGGUGGAUUUAGCUGAGUGAACUUAGUAUGAUUGGCUGUUUCAACUGUCCGAUUACAGGUGUCCGAUUACAGCCAACUGUCCGAUUACACUGUCCAAUUACAACUGUACAGAAUGAUAAGUAAAAAAUGAAGCAGCUGAUGCACCAAUCACAUUUGAAGAAAUUGUAAUGGCUAUGAUUAGGCUUUAUAAAAUAAGAUAAGAUAAGCUGGAAACCACUCCGCUUCGCGUCGUGGUUUCCUACGCUUAUCUUGUGUUCUCCCAACCUCCCGCGUGUUUACAUCAGGCUAUGUAAACACGGAAACCAUUUUACAUUUCUUCACUGUAAUACUCUUAUAAGCCCCUCAUUGGCAGUUAAUUAGCUUUAAUCCCCUCUAUAUACUCCUUUUUCGACGACUGAUCCCAAAAACGCACUUCAAGAGAGGAGUAACACCUUCCUUUGCCCAGUUACGUCAGGUGUUCCUUGUCGGUCCUUAAGCCUGAAAAAAUACGCAAUAACGUUUCGUCUCUUCUCAAAACCAGAUCGCAAUUGUGGGAACAGUUGGUAGUUCAUACACUGGAGACAUCGCAGUUGAUGACAUUCAAUUCUCAGGAGAACGUUGCUCUGAACGAAAAGAAGCAAUACAGUGAAACUGACAACGCGAGUGUGGUUUAUUGCGGUUUUUUCGAGGUAAAAAACAUGAAAACUUUAUCACUUAAACGAAAUAUGCAUACUCUGAGGAUUUUUUAAUUUCGCUCUUCUUUUUUAUUAACCUCGAUUUUAUUUCAUAUUGCGUUUCAGGAAAUCGUCGUUUAUCAAAGGAAGUGAGAAUGACAUUUAAUCGUAAACUAAACCCUAUAUUUUACAUUGUAGUUGAAGGCGAAUUUAUAGAUGUGCAACGAACUUUGGUUCACUUAUGAUCGCCAAGCUAUAGAAGAAAAUAAAAAAAUCGCAUAUGUCAUUUUUGCAUUGCCUAUCUAAACGAAUUCCUUGUAUCAGAUAUUCUCUAAAAAUCAAUAUUUCAUGUUUACCUUGAAAAUCCAAAUAGCUCACUACAAAUGCAUUUCAAAGUUUCUUGUACACAUCUCCAUCUCAUGGCCAGGAUUAUACCUGUCCAGUUACAUCAAAAAGGGUGUCAAACAGUCAUGCGAUGACAUCCUUACUCAAUAUUUCUCUAAGACUCGGACGCGUAGGAUCUGAAAUUAAACUGUGGAAUAAAAGUAGUCUGGUUUAAAGAAAUGACAAAAAAAAAACCGAGGAAUUACAGAAAAAGUUCACCAGCAGAUCGAUCGAUUACAGAUCAAAUCUCGUCGGCAUGUUUAAAAAACUUCUUUUGUAUCCAAAUAAGGAUAUCAUAUCCUAUUCCGAGCCGUACAAAAAUCGUUUAGGGAAAUCUUACGCGUUUUCAAUUUUUCCUUCCUUUAUCCUUUACAAUUUACGUCGAAUUCUUUUUGAAAGGAACAAAGAGGCACGAUUUAGAUCGAGUCACACACUUUUGGGGAGCUUACGUGUAUCACAAAUAGGGUGUAAUCUUUUGUAUAUAGGUGCUUAGUAAGUGCAUGAAAGACCAUAAAGUUGCUUGUGAGAAAACACAUGGUUUGUUUGCGCCUCUUUAUUUGAAUGAGUGAGAUUUCAACCACACACUUUCUUGAUUAAUAUUGAUAAUCCUUAUGUACCUCUGAUAAGACAAGCUCAUAAGAAUUCAAAGUACCAUUGUUCGGAGUCUUCAUUAGAAAACAUUACGUGUGUGAUUGUACUUAAAGGGAGCCCAUUAAGUGACGGACAAAAUUGGAAACAAUGAACGCUCGUGAUAAUUUGGUUAAGUACGGAAUUCAAAGGAAUCCUUUUAGGUUGAAAAUGUUAAACUUUGAGGGCAUAUAAAGGAGUCAUUAGCAAACAAAUAGCUGGCUCCGCAGCUACAACGAAACAAAAACAAACAAAGUAUAGUACAAUUUUGGGGUUUGAGUCGUACUGCACAUGUGUUUCGUGUUGUUCUGUGUUGUAAUAAAAACACCCAACAAGCCAUGUUGGAG
This is a messenger RNA of Pocillopora meandrina, 13420 nucleotides long. The record is from the annotation of a GenBank genome assembly. Lineage: Eukaryota; Metazoa; Cnidaria; Anthozoa; Scleractinia; Pocilloporidae.